Messenger RNA from Neoarius graeffei (lesser salmon catfish), 11561 nucleotides. It is a transcript of the gene golgb1, whose product is annotated as golgin B1. The transcript is spliced from 20 exons. Gene Ontology annotation, cellular component: Golgi apparatus; membrane; cis-Golgi network. NCBI's taxonomy places the organism in Eukaryota, Metazoa, Chordata, Actinopteri, Siluriformes, Ariidae. The coding region runs from base 214 to 9372 and encodes 3052 amino acids. The record is from RefSeq and is a predicted model, not a curated record.
UAGACGCUCCCUUUCCUCUUCGUUUUAGACUUGUGCUUGUAAUUGGCAGACGCUCCCUUGCCCCUGCGCAGGCCAAUCGCUGUUGUGUGACUUUUUCAUUUCCGGGAUGUUUGGUGAUGUGGCUCUGCUCACAAAUCCCAAACACGACAUUUAUUCAAGAGUCCGAGAACAGCAGCUUCUGCUCGCUUGAGGAGGAUCCACAGCAGGUCGGCCAUGUUUAGCCGGCUGACCCAAGGCGUGACCUCGGUGCUGCAGGAGUUAUCCGGGGAGGAGCAGCAUGGCGAUGAUGCUGAUCCUCAGGGUGAUUUGGUGCCGACGUUGUUAUCCGGCCCUGAUGCCUCCUCAGAUGUCUCGGGAGCUUCAGAAGAGAUCCUGGACCGAUUGGCUCAGACAGAACAGCUGGUGGUUCAGCUUAAAGAGCUGAUCAGGGAGAAGGACGAUCAGCUGGCCAGCGCUGAGAAACUGCACAAGGAGGAGAAGGAGCAGGGUGAAGCAAAGUUCACCAAACUGAAACUGCAGGCGAAAGCCAAGAUGGCUGCUCUGAAUAAACAGAUUGCUGAGCUGAAAGGUCAGGAGGGACUGAACACCAGUCAGAGUUCAGAGAGCUCCUUCACUCUGCCUUCUGGCUUGGAGGAGGAGCUCCAGAAGUUAAGAGAGAAGUUAAGUCAGGAGGAGUCGUCGACUCGAAGCCUGCGAGAGCAGCUGAGUGUCUCGGAGCAGCGGGAGAGAGAGAGAGAGGCGGAGCACGCGGAGCAGGUGCGAGUUCUGCAGGCUGUAGUAAAGGACAAAGACGUGCGGUUUCAGGAGCAAAUCCAAAAGCACGAGGAGGAGCUGCUCCAGCUCAACACCCAGGCUUCGAAUGACGCCGAGUUACAGCAGGCUCUGCGUGAUUCCCAGAGGAGGAUCGAGGAGCUGGAGGAAUCCUUACGCUCUCGAUCAGAAGUCCUGGAGAUGUUACAGCAGGAGCUCAACAGUGCAGAUCAACAGAAACAGAUUCUGACUGCACAGUUCAGACAGAUGGAGCAGGAGCUGGCUGAAGCCCACAAACUGACAGAACAGGAGAAGCAGCAAUCAGCCACACAUGCUGAGGAACAGCUCCAAGCACUGAGGAGCAACCUGGAGGCUUUAGAGAAGGAGAAAGAGAAGACGAUCAUGGCUCUUCAAGCAGAAUUGUCCCAAAGGACAUCGGAGCUGGACCAAGCGAAAGCAAGUCUGGAUGAAAGGGAUCGUAAAGGGAAGGAAGAGGAGGCUUGUAUCGAGGCAGAGCUAACCACCCUGCGAGCCAACCUAGAAGCUUCCGAGAGACACCGAGAGGAGGUGACGAAGAAGCUGGAGGUCGAGGUUGAAUGUCGAGUUGCUGAGCUGCACCUGUUACAAGAGAAGCUCGAUGCGGUGGAAAGGGAAAGAGAGGAAGCGUCGCAGAGCGAAAGAGAGGAGUUGACACGGCUGCAGACAGAGCUCGCGUCCCUCAGAGAAAGGCUGGAUGCAGGAACAGUGGAACAGGAAGCUGGGGUACAAGCCAAGCAAGCGCUGGAAAAGCUCUGGAAAGGACUUCAGUCUCUCAGCAGUGAAGGAUCUGACGUAGAGAUGGCCGUCCCAGAAGAUCCUGCGCAAGUUCUGCCUGUUUUAGAAACUAGAUUGGACAACCUGAGAGCAGAACAUCUGGAGAGAGAAGAGCGGAUGUCUCAAAUCAGCAUCGCCAUAGAAACUCUGCAAGGACAGCUCGAUAAAAGCACCGCGGAGGGAGUGGAGGCUGCAGUGAGGAUUCAGCAGCUGGAACAGCAGCUUGCCGAGCGUCAGGUGAGCGAUGAGGCUACUGAUGAGACACCGGGAGAUCAGGUGACUGACCCGUCUGCGAAGGAUUUGGAUAAAGCAGAAGGUGCAGAUGGACACAGUUCUGAGAAGUUCUUGGCACUGGAGCAGCAGCUGGUAGAGAAAGAGAAGGAACUUGCUGCCCUCAGGGAACGGCUGGCAGUCACAGAGUUACAGAACCAGAAGAUUUCACAGGAAGGAAAUUCUGACUCUCAAAAUACCGAAAACAUUCCUAGCAUAUCUGACGGUUCUGGAGUGCUACCUGGUCUUGAAGACGUUCCAGAGGAAGACACAACACUGAUUGCAGUCAAUACAGAAACAUCUGUGAUGUCUACAUCUGUCGUGUCUUCAUCUGCUGAUAAUGAGAGCAGUCCUGAGAUGAUUGGACCACAACCUGAGUCACCUGCAGAGUUAAAGGGAGCUUCUUCAGAUGAGAUGGUAACUAGCACAGACUCAGAAGUUGCUCAUAGCAGCUGGACACUUCUGGAAGCUGUUAAUCAAGAUGCAGGUCAAGAGUGGCCUCAACAAAUUCAGGACUUAAAUGCUCUUCACCUUUCCACCCAGUCCUGGGAAGAAACUAGUGAAGAGCAGGUCACAUCUACAUGCUCGAUGGUAAAGGUUGAGUCAUCAUCCAUGGUUAUCCAGGAAACGGUACAGAUUCAAUUUAGCCAGCAGGAGGCAAACUUGCUGAAUGCUGAUUCCAGUCCUGGUCAGGCUUUUGCACAUAUACUGGCAGAGGAACUCCAGAAACGAUACAGCGAACUACUGAGUGAACUUCAACAAAUGAAAGAUUCAGCUGCUGAGUCUCAGGGGAAAGUACACCUCCUGGAAGAGGAACUGAAGUCACUAACAGUUGUUAAAGAUGAAGCAGAGGCACGGGCCUUAAGAUAUGAAAGGGACUCGAUGGAAGCUCAAGCUGAGAUUCAUAGAGAAGCAGAGCAGAAGACAUCAGAGCAACAUGAGCAGAAGAAAGUCCUUGAGGAGCAACUGGAGAGCUUGCUGAAGGAGGCUCAUUCCAAAGAUCAGAUGAUCCAGUCGCUUCAGGCAGAACUUGAUGACACGCAGCAGAAACUUACUGAGAAAGAAGGUCAAGCCCUGAUGCUGGGUACACAGUUGGAGGACGGAGAACUUGUCUCUUCAGAACUGGAGGAGAAAAUCUUUGCUAUGGAGGCAAGGAUUCAGCAAUUUUCUGAGGAGGCUGAGAGAGCUAAAGCUGCUCUCCUUGGCAAGACCAUGGAGCUUGAUGAUUUGCAGCAGUCUCUUUCCUUGAAAGAGCAGGAGAUGACGGAACUCAGUAAUAGCAUGACUGCCAAACUGCUUCAAGCAGAUGAGGAAAAAUUUACAAUAUCUAGUGAGGUCAAAAUGCUAAAAGAUCAGAUGAUGGAACUUGAGAAAACCUGGCAUGACCAGCAGAAAGUGAAAGCAGAUAAAACACCUGGUGAAAGUGAGGACUUGGUAGCUUUGCAGAAGGAGAAUGAGAACCUGAUUGCUCAAAUAGCUACUAUAAAAACAGAUGGGGAACAGAUGAAGCGAAAGUUGCAGGCAGCUUUGGUACAGCGCAAAGAAUUGAUGAAAAAGAUUUCUGAAUUUCAGAAGGAAGCAGAAGGUUGCAAAGAAAAAGUAAAUCUAGAGGGAGAUGUUAGCUGUGAGGAAAGGGAACAGGAACUACAGAAGCUUGAUGCACAAUUACAAGAGACCAGAAAAGUCUUGAAUUCCAAAGAAGAGGCUUUGAAUGUUCUGGAACAGAAAAUGCAGAGCCAAGAUCAAGCACUAGCCGAGGCGCAUGUAGAAAUCCAGCGCCUGAUUGAGGAGGCUAAAGCAUUAAGUGAAAAAGGACAAAUGAUGCACCAAGUUCAAGACGACAACAUUAGACUCCAGGCACAGGUCACCAGCAUGGAAUCUGAGCUUGAUGUAUUGCAGAAAAAGCUACAGGAGGCUGUGGAUUCUCGUAAAGACACCCUGCGCAAGGCGAAGGAAAAGGAUAGGCACCAUCGUGAGCAGCUGAGACUACAGAAAGAAGAGUACAGUGGUCUCCUAGAACGUUUUGAAGCUAAGGAUGAUGAGAAAGCUAAGCUAAUAAAACGUUUGAAUGAGCUAGAAAGUCUUGUGGAGUCGGGGGAACCAGGAGAUAAAGAAAAGCUUAUAAAUGUAGAGGAAGUGUCUGAGACUACAUCUGGCAAAGUGGAGAAACCAGGAUCAGGAGAUUGGGUUCAAGAGGAUUGGGUGGACUUUACCACACCUGAUACUGAAACCAGUCAGCAAAGAUCACCUGCUGAGCAACCUCCACAAGCCACAUCAGAAACUCACGAGAGUGUGAUAAUGUCCCUUCAAGACAAGGUAAAAUUUGAACAAGCUGCCCGUUUGGAUUUAGAAAUACAGCUGCAAGAAAGUCAGGCAUCUCUGUCACUCAAGGAGACUGAGUGGCUUGAGCUCAACAAAGAGCUGGAGACAUUGAGGGAAAAGGAGAAACAGAUUGAUGCUCUUUCAGAAGAACUGGAUGCUUUGAGAAAAAAGUGUGAGCAAGCAGAAGCCCAUGCAGAAAUGUUAAAGGCAGAAGUGGAGGAGGCUGCUGUUGUGGUCAAGACAAACAUCUCUGAUGCAGAAUCUCCCGUUGUAGCUCUUCAGGCAGAGGUAGAGGAGUUUAAGCAGUUCCUCAAAAAUAAAAAUGAUGAGAUCAUUGACCUAAGCCAGCAGCUGAAUGAGCAGAGCUUCCUUCUACAGAAAAUGCAGGAAACUGUAUUGGAGAAAGAUCAGCUGAUCGCUUCCUUACAAGAAGGAUUGAAAGCUGAGCAAGAGAGGAGUCAAAAACUGGAAGCAGAAAUCCCACAGAAGCAGGAGGAAGAGAAAGACAACAAUGCCAAGCUACAGCAGCUUCAGCGCAAAUUUCAGGCUGCUCUGGUAUCACGAAAGGAAGUUCUCAAAGAAAACCAGAGUUUAAAGGAAGAGCUGACUAGUGCUGAGAAGUCGAGAUCAGAGUUGCUAGCAAAGAUUACGAAUAUCGAGGCAAAUCUGAGUAAUCUAAGUACAGAGAAAGACAAACUAAUUGAAGAGGUAGAUAGGACCUUGCUGCAGAACCAAAGUCUUGGUGCCACUUGUGAAAGCCUUAAACUAGCAAUGGAUGGUCUGGUAAAUGAAAAAGAAAUGUACAAGCACCAAAUUGAAAGUGCCAGAGAAGAAGCUGAGCAAGCAUGUAGGCAAUGGGAAGAAAAGGUGCAAGGCAUGAAGGAGGAGUAUGAGACCUUGCUGAAAUCAUAUGAGAACGUGAGCGAUGAAGCUGAACGGGUUAGAAGAGUGCUGGAGGCUGCAAGACAAGAGAGGCAAGAAUCAGCGGCCAAAGCACGGGCCCAUGAGGCAGCCAAACAAGAGGCAGAAAAGAUGGCAGAAGAAGCUCAGAAGGAAGUGAAUGCUGUAAAGGAAAAAAUGCGAAAGUUUGCCAAGACAAAACAUCAGAAAAUUAUGGAACUAGAAGAGGAGAAUGAAAAGCUUCGAGAACAGUUGGAGAAGAAAGGAACCAAAGAACAAGACACCAAUUUGGAGCAAGAACUUGAGAAAGUUAAGAAUGAGUUUGAAGCUUUGAAAGCUAAUUUUGAUUCAUUAGAAACUGAACGAAAUUCUUUGGAACAGGAAACUGAAAAACUGAAACAGCAGCUGGCUCAAGAAAUUGACAAAAAGACCAGUGGACUUUUGGAUGUUGAUUCCUCUGAGGACAUUAAGGAACAUGUAGUUGCUCAGCAUUUGAGCCCUGUUUUAACUGAAAACCAAGAAGAUCUAGCUCUUGGUAGCAUUUCCAGAGAGUCUGAUUUGUUGGAGCAACCAGAGGGGUCAGUGGGACCCAAGUCCCAACAAGAAGCCUCAGAAGUGGAAACUGAGAUCGAAAGGACUGAAUGUCAACACACAGAAACUGAUGAACAGCUCAAGGAAAGGGAGGCAGCUCUUGAGGUAGCAGAGGGCAAAUUAAAAGAACUACAAGCUGCUCUUGAAGAUGAGAAACGAACCAGAUUUGAACGAGAAACAUUGCUAAAUGCAGAGUUGUCCUCUCUUAGGCAACACCUUCAGGAGUCUGUAGAACGAGAAGAGAAGUUGAAAGAGGAGUGCUCAAACAGAGAAACCCAGCUUCCGGUGACUCGCACAAGAUUUGAAGACACAAUGGGAACCAGAGUUGAUCAGGAAACUUUGCUUAAUUCAGAGCUGGCCUCUCUUAAGCAACAUCUUCAGGAGUCUGUAGAAAGAGAGCAGAGGCUGAAGGAAGAGUGCUCUAAGAAAGAAAAUCAGCUUCAGGAACUUCGCACAAGUCUAGAGGUUGAGAAGGAUGACCUUGAAGAACGACUGAUGAACCAGUUAGCCCAGGUCAAUGGUAGUAUAGCAGGUUACCAACAGGAGGCAGCCGACAGCCGAGAUCGCCUUGCAGACCUACAGCAAGAACUGGAGAAAGUGCAGAGGGAACAAGCUGAGUUGGAGGCCAUGUUGGCAGGGGAAAGGGAUCGAGCAGCCAGGCUUGAGGAAGAUAAAAGGCAGGCUCAGCGAGAAAGAGCUGAGGCAGAAGCUGAAGCAGGCAAACAGAGAGAGCUUGAGCAGAAACUAAAAUCUGCACAGAGGGUGAAGGAAGGUAGCCAGAGCCGAGCACGUCAGCUGGAGGAGCUGCUGAGGGAGAAACAGCUGGAGGUCCAGCAGAUGCAAAAAGAUUGCAUCCGGUACCAAGAAAGAAUCAGUGUACUAGAUCGGGAAGCUAAGGCUCUCCUGUUGGGUAGAGAAGAGUUGUCCAAUGAGCUUGAAGCCACUCGUCAGGAGAUGGCAAAGAUCAAAGAAGAGAGAAGCAGACUUGAAUCAGAGUUGUCAAUGCAGAAAGGGAAGCUGGAUGUGGCUCAGAGUGAGGUGAGCCAGGCCCUUGCUGAGAAAGUGGCCUCUGAACAACUACUACAUCGGCGAGAGGCUGAGUUGAAAUCCGAAGCCGAGCGAACUCUUGAUGAGGUGAGAUAUCGCUUAGGGGCAGAACUUAAAGAAAUAGAACUAAGGUUGGAGCAGGCCUACAGAGACCGAGAAAGAGAAGAGGAGGCAACACUUGUGGCUAAGAAUAUUGCCGAUGCUGCAGAGAAAUAUGCUCAGGAAACACAAGCACGCCUGGAUGAAUCACUAGCACGACUGGCUGCCUUCUCGCGCUCCAUGUCCUCGCUGCAGGAUGACCGUGACCGCGUUCUGGACGAAGCUAAACAGUGGGAGAGCCGUUUCCACAGUGCCCUCCAGGGAAAAGAGGCUGAAUUGAGGGAGGCCGAAAGCAGAGCUAAGAACCUAUCUGAGCAACUUCAGAAGGAGACAACACAAAAAGAGCAGUUGCAGAGCUCACUAGAGAGGUUGCAGAAAGCAGAGGAGCAGUGGCAGCUGGAGUUGUCUGAGGCAGAGAAAAAGCACAACGAAUCUCUAACUGCUUUGGAGAAAGAAAGAGAAGAGUUGCAGCAGGAACUGACCCAGAAAGUUAGUUCUCUGGCACAGGUACAAUCUCAACUUGCCUCCCUGGAAGCGGAAGCAGAAGGUCUGCGCCAUCGAGCGAAGGCUCUAGAAGAAGCAGUUGACAAGCUUCAGAGCGAAGCCAGUCAAACCAGGGCUGAACUUAAGGAGCGAGAAACAGAAGAAAGAAGGUUGUGCUUAAACCUGGAGCAACUAGAGACAGACUUGCGUUCUUCUAAAACCCUUAUGGAUACUCUUCAAGCAGAAUUGGCUGAGAAGCAGAAGAGGGAAUUGGAGCUCCUUGAAGAGAAGGAACAUGUUGUCACUCAGGCUGUGGAGGAGGCCAGGAAGGAAGCAGACAGCAGGGCAGAAAAAGCAGAGGGACAGCUGGAGGAGAGAAGAGCAGUUGUGCGAGAUCUUGAGGAGAAGCUUCGUAAAACUGAGGAGGAUGCCAGCCAAAGCAAAGCUCAACUGGACACCUUCACAAAGGCUAUGGGAUCCUUGCAGGAUGAUCGGGACAGGGUAGUAAGCCAAUACAAGCAGUUAGAGGAGCGACACCUCCAGUUAAUGAUGGAGAAGGAUGGUCUCAUUCAAGAAGCUGCUACCGAAAACAAUGGCUUGAAAGAGGAGCUCCGUGCCCUUCUGGCCCAACGUGAUGACCUUAAUUCUGAAAACGCCAAGCUGGAUGCUCAACUCCAUGGCUACCGAGACGAGUUAAAGCAGGUUCUCUCUAUGAAGGACUACCAGCAUAAGAAGCUGCUUUCAGUCCAGCUUGAACGCAUCAGUGCCUUAGAAAAAGAAAGAGAAGAGGUCCUGGCCAAGAUGGAGGUUCUGGAAAAAGAAGCUUUGGUAAAAAGAGGACCUGCGGUGGAGCAUGAGAUUUUGAGCCAGUCCGGACAGGUUGAAGCAGUGUUACAUGAUGCGCCUGGUGCAGAGCUGGAGAAGCUAAGGGAACAGCUUCAAGCAGCCAGGAAGAAGAUCAGCACCCUGGAGGAAACGCUUGCAUCUGAAAGGGAGGCAUAUGCAGCCCACAGUAAGGAGUUGAAAGAGCUGCGCUGGGAGGGCGGCAUACUUCGAACGGAGACCGAGACAGCUGAGGAGAGGGUGGCUGAGUUGGCCAGAGACUUGAUGGAAAUGGAGCAGAAGUUGCUAGCAGAGAAAGAAGCAUCAGCUCAACUUCGUGCUCAGAACCAGGCCUUUGGUGAAGCCAUGGCCUCUUUGCAGGAUUCACGUGACGAGGCCAUCAAUGAAGUGAAGGAACUGCGCCUUCACAUGGAAGUGUGUCCCCAAUCGGGACACUCAUCAGCGCCACCUAGCAGCUCUACUGGUGAAGUGUGGAGCCUGAAGAAUGCUCUUUCUGCACUCCAGAAUGACCGGGAAAGAAUGCUCGAACAACUGCAGAUCCAACGCAGUGAGCUGGACAGACUUGGAGCUGGAGAGCUUGCAAGACUUGCCAAGAUCCUGGAGGAGGAAAGGAAGAAGACUGGAGAGACAGAGAAAAGGAUGACUGCGCUGCUGCAGGAGAGGGAUGCACAGCUGGAGAGGGACAGGCAGGAACUGGAGAUGCUCAAGCUGGAGCGUAUUGACUUGCAGGCUCAAGCAGAGUCUCUGAGGAAGCAAACUCUAGCAACGCUUUCUGAACGUGACCAGCGGAUACGCCAACUCGGCGCCAUGCUGGAGGAGGCGCGAUCAUCAGAACCAAAACUCCUGCAGGAACACGCACACAGACAGGGAAGAAUUUCCGAAGACAGCGCCCCCGGAGGCCCCCUCGGGCAUAGCGAGGACUAUAAGGCAGAAUGUGUUGUUCUCCAGAAGAGGUUGGAUGAGGAGAUGGAGCUGAGGCUCAGCAUACAGGAGCAGCUCUCAGCAGCACAGGAUCAUCUCCAACGAUACACGCAGGACAAGUGGCGCUCAGGACCGCGGGACAUUCACUCGGAGACGGCUGUGCUGAUCGAUCCACCAGAGGGCGCCGUUACUCGGAGCCGGAGUGGAGGUCUCGGAUUGGUGCGAACGCUGCGAGGAGCUUUCUGUUCCCGCCAGAGAACGCCGCUGCUCGUGUCUCUGUACUUACUGAUGAUCCACACCGUGCUGCUGCUCUGUCUGGGAGGAUAUCUCUGAGAGAGAGAGAGAGAGAGAGAGAGAGAGAGGCUUUACACCUUCUCUUUACAGGAGAACAGAACGAGAGAGUUCGUCCCCUUGAGAGAUCGACAGUUACAGGACACAUAACCUAUAUAUAUAUAUAUAUAUAUAUAUAUAUAUAUAUAUAUAUAUAUAUAUAUAUAUAUAUAUAUUUCCUUUUUUUCUUAUUUUUAAAUGAAUGGAUUUCUUCUUAGCUACUUUACCAAAGUCUUCCUCGUGGAGUUUCCUCCAUGUGGCCAAAAGUCUCACUGCCAAAAUCAACACUGUAUCACAGGGACCAUGAAGAAAAGUCAUGAUGUUCAAUGAGUGUAAACGUUCACCCACAUUCCAGCUGACUAAAAGCUAUUUUGAGUAAAAUCUACACUCAGCCAUGCAGGAAUGUUACUAUAAUAUAAAAUAAGAUAAUGUCCAGAGAAUUCUUCAUAAUUCAGUGUCACACUGCUGCAGGACUUUAUUCUAUCGCUUCUAUAUCAAUCAGAGAAAGGACUGCAGCGCUGUACACGGAUGUUCUAAGGAACAGCACCGGCAUUAGCUGGGAGUUUAGAUCUUCAGCUCGAAAGACGUAGCAGGUGAAAUGUGAGGCAUUUUUCAGAAAUACCCUAAUUACAAGAUGACGAUGAUGAUUUAGAGAUUCUACACGAACCUGUUCGUCUCCUUGGAGUCAAGAAAUUUGUUAUAUUUUUGUUUCCUUUUCUGACCUGUAUAAUUUUUCAGAAAAGUCUAAAGUCUAUAUCUGCUCAGAUGAGAAACUCUGGGGAACACGUGCUAUAUUUGUUCAAUGUUAAAUCAAAUUAAAGCAGCAGUCAGUGAUUUUUAAGUUGGACGCGCCUCCUCAUAUUGACCCAUUUUCAUUAAAAUGUCCGCACAGAGGAGCAACUCAACAUGAUCGGGACCACCGACUUCCAACCAAUCAUGACACAGAAGGAAAAGACAGGAAGUGUGACAGAUUUCUACAGCAUUAAAUCAAAUUAAAGCAGCAGUCAGUGAAUUUUUUUUUUUUCCCCUUUCUUUGAAACUUCUUAUAUUGAGCCCACUUCAACAAAACGUCUGGUCGGAGCACAGCGAUGUCUCUACCCGUCAGUCAUGUUGUUUGUCAAUUUAGAAAGCUCCGCCCACCUGCAGAAGUUUUCAUGCGUUCUCGCCUACACAUGUCUAAAUGACAGUAAAAUAAAGCAUUCUAAAUCUAAAACCCACCAGCUUUCACAGGGAAAAGGUGAUUUAAAGGUGUAGCCUUUUUUUUUUUUUUAGGCAGAUCUUAGUUGUUUUAAAACUCUUCAUUAAACAGAAACUGCCCAGCUCUUCAGUGUUCCUGCAAAGGCCACACCCACAAAAGAUAUGCUUAGGAUAGAAAGCCUCAGUACUUUUGCCAGAGAUGGGUGCAGCUUUCUGAAUUGAAAGGCAACAGGGCUGACAUGACAGGCACGUAGGGACGGCGCUGUGUCCUGAUUGGUUGGAUGUUGGUGGUCUGUAUUAUGAGUACGUUAUUAUGUUCGACUUAAAAAUCACUCACUGCUGCUUUAAUUUACUUGAUCAUGAUACAAACUGGUCACGUUUUCUACUUCACGUGUUUCAGCUUAAACUGUUGAAAGGUGUGAAGCUAACUUCUAGCUGUCAUUGUGUGCGUUGCCAUAGAAACGACCGAUUUUGGAAUCCGAGGAGAGUCUGAGGCGGAGCUCGCAGUCGAAUCACCGAUUUCGUUAUCUUGUAACGAACGUGAUGUUUAAAGCAUAAAAAUCAUUCCUUCUCAUUUGAGUUUGUAACGUAGAUGAUUUCUUUGGGUUUUUCUUUCCUGACUUCGCUGUUGCCAUGGCAACAACAUAUAAUACAAAUACCUGCAGCUCACUGCGAGUGGUGCACAUUCCACAAUCAGGGUUUUAAUCUGGACUUUAUGCGUUUUAAAUCGGCUCGAGCGCAGAUGUGAAAACACUAACUCCAGGGCUCUCGUGUGUUUCGCACUCGUCCUGCGAGCUCCUUUCCCUCUGAAAGACUUUUCCUGUGUUGGGUUCGGACGGGCUCCUCAUGUUAACUCUUUGUUUACCGGGUGAUUUUAAGCACAGCCCCGAGUGGGCUUCCUGUUUUACCUGUAUAAUGACCUGUAAAUGAUCUGUUUCCUCCUCUGUGUUUCUUUGUAGGGGUUAUUUUUGGAAAUAAAGCUUAUUUAUAGUAAG